GUUCCUUCAACAUACCAUAUCCCACCUCUCACCUCUACACUCCCACCCUACAAUAGCCUCACUUGCCCGCCCUCCCCCCUCCCGUUCCCUAGCCCCCGAAUUUUCAAUGAACAUCUCUAUCGUCGGCGCUGGCAUCGCAGGUCUAGCCGCCGCCAUCGCAUUACGUCGUGCAGGCCAUAACGUGGAAAUCUACGAAAAAAGUCAAUUCAAGAAUGAGAUUGGGGCAGCGAUUCUGUUGACGCCAAAUGGGAAUCGCAUACUAAGGAAAUGGGGAUUUGAUUUUGAGAGGGCGCGGCCUGUGGAUUUUGGACAGUUUAGAUUUGUCCACGGUGAGUCCCUGAAAGUUGUAAUCCAUGAAGAUUUCUCUGGUGUAGAAAGCCGUUUCGGAGACCGCAUGUGUGCAUAUCAUCGCGUGGACCUUCAUACCGGACUUCGGGACCUCGCGGAAAGGGAACGAGAAGGAUGGGCACCACCUGCGAAGAUUAAGCUUGGCGCCGAAGUAGUAGGUGUGGAUGCGGAAAAGGGCGAGUUAACACUUUCAGACGGGAUUAGAGUGGAGAAGGACUUGGUGGUGUUAGCGGAUGGAUGUCAUUGUCCCUUCCUCCUCGACAUUACCGGCGAAAACACCCCCAGCGUCAAAAUCGGGAAAAGCGUAUAUAGGUGGUUAGCCCCUUUCGAUAAAGUCAAAGAACACCCCGUCGCCAAACAACUUUGGGAAAACCAACCUGCAGGCUUCUGCUCCUUCUUCAACGAUAACGGUAUCUUCAUGGUCACCUAUCCAUGCCGGAACUCUGAACUUCUCAACUGCGCCGUAUUCCACGACACACGGCCCGACGAACGUGACAAAGAUGACUGGAACGCAAACACUACCCAUGAAAAAGUCCUCGAAGCGUUAGAGGGGUUUAGUGAUGCUGUUAGGAAUAUCCCGCUCACGACUCCGCAUAUGAAGGCUUAUACUGUCACGCAACGGCCUCCAAGUACACGUAUUCACAAAGGCAAAGUGCUCGCAAUAGGUGACACAGUACAUCACAUGCUACCCACACAUGCCCAAGGCGGAGUCGCAGCCCUCGAGGACGCCGCCGCUCUGGAGGUCCUCUUCGAUUCCUCCCGCUUCGCCCCCACAUCCCCUCCUUCUCCCUCCACCCUCGAAGCUAGACUCAAACUCUACACAACUCUACGCCUCCCCCGCUCCGCUACAAUGCAAAUACUCUCAUCCACAAAUCCACGUUUCACAAUGGCGAACCUCGCUACCAAAAACGAAGAGAUCCGGAAGUUUUACCAGGGGGAUCUGAUUGAUUGGCCGCUGGGUUGUACUAGUUGGAGUGAGCCGAUACGUGAGUUUAUAUAUGGGUAUGAUGUUUUUUCCGAGGCGGAGAAGGCGAUGGAGUUUAGGGAGAGGGAUGAUGGAAAGGUGCCUGAUGGCGUGCUUAAAUGGUUUGGAGAGGUGGAUGAGAAGUGGACAAGGAGUGAGUAUGCGGGUUUGGCAUAGGAGUUGUUAGGGCGGGAUUUAGGUCGGGGUCUAUAAGGGUGACUAAUAGUGGUAGGAAUGUAGUAGCCAUAAUUGACUGUAGGUUGUGCGACGUUGGGCAAUGAAAUUG
Messenger RNA from Lindgomyces ingoldianus, 1598 nucleotides. RefSeq names its product FAD/NAD(P)-binding domain-containing protein. The transcript has 3 exons. The record is from RefSeq and is a predicted model, not a curated record. Gene Ontology annotation, molecular function: monooxygenase activity; FAD binding. Bases 107 to 1489 code for a protein of 460 amino acids. Lineage: Eukaryota; Fungi; Ascomycota; Dothideomycetes; Pleosporales; Lindgomycetaceae.